Emys orbicularis (European pond turtle) is the source of this 753-nucleotide messenger RNA. Its product is annotated as phospholipase A2 inhibitor and Ly6/PLAUR domain-containing protein-like. Bases 1 to 753 code for a protein of 250 amino acids. The record is from RefSeq and is a predicted model, not a curated record. Lineage: Eukaryota; Metazoa; Chordata; Testudines; Emydidae. The transcript has 5 exons.
AUGGUUUCCUUCAUCCUCUGCCUGCUCCCUGCUCUCCUAGCUACAAGUGCACAAGCACAAACCGUGACAUGCCACCAGUGCUCCGGCUCCGCAGAAUCCUGCCUGCCUGCAGAUGGGACCUGCUCAGUAGGCACAGCUAAAGGCGGCUGCUUUACGAUGGCAGAAGAAAAUACAUUGCAUGGGACAAAGACCACUCUCUUCUCCAAAGGCUGUCUAAGUGAUUAUAAUAGUGGCAUAAAAGUCCCCAUCACUUUUACUGGUGGGAAUGGCAAGUAUCUGAAGAUCAACACCACACGAUGCAACGACGCAGAUAACUGUAACUCGGCUCUACUGGAAGUGCCCAAGGAGAACACCACCACGAACGGGCGGCAGUGCCCAACCUGCUUGUCUCUGAAUGCCAAUACCUGCGACAGCCAAAUCACCCCUUGUACCGGGAACGAGAUCUAUUGCAUUGAUUUUGUUGGGGAGAUACAGAAAGGUACACCUGCAGUUAAAUCACCAUUUGCUGCAAAAGGCUGCGCUACUGAGUCUGUACAGGGCAUUAAAACUGGAGACACCCUGGUUUCUGCAGGCUACACGUUCACGUUCACAAAGGUGACUGCCAGUCCUGCGGAGAAAACACCCACUUCCACCAAACCACCUACCACCACCAAACCAACCCAGGCCACCACCAGUGGAGCCAGCCCGGCUCUGGGGAAAUUCUCCUUUGCCCUCGGCCUGACUGGGCUGCUGCUGGUGAAGCUGCUCUCCUGA